AGAGAGUGCCUCACGUAGGGAGCACGAGGAGAAGGAGGUGCUUCGCAGGUUGUUUUUUUGUCCAGGAGGCCGACUUUGUCGAGUCGGUGGCGGCCGCAGGCUAGGAAGGAGCGGUGCUACACCUUCGCAGGUUGGCAAAGUGGUUCCAGGCUACCCGGCUAGUCUGGCACUGCCCGGCCUUCUGCCUCCUACUCCGUCGCGUGGCGGCGGGAACUGUUGGCCGCGCGGCCUCAGGAACGGCCCUGGUCCCCGCCCGCAGGUCCCGGGCAGAUAACAUAGAUCAUCAGUAGAAAACUUCCUGAAGUUCAAGAAAAAUUUGAAAGUAGCAAAAUAGAAAAAACAAAGAGAAUUAACAGCAGAUACAAAGGACAGCAUGGAAAUUUUACUCCAUUCGUUCAUUUAACAAAUUUGUUCAACAAACCCUCGUUGAAUACCUUCUCUGUGCCAGAUGUUGUCUUAGGAAACAGAACACAGCAGUGAAAAAGCAGUCAAAAUCUUCCACUCAUAUGCAGCUGCAGCUCAUGAUGUCUUCUGGCUUCAAUGUCUUUAGAGUUGGGAUCUCUUUUGUCAUAAUGUGUAGUUUUUAUAUGCCAACAGUAGACUCUUUACUAGAACUGAGUCCUCAGAAAUAUUUUAGUACAUUGCAACCAGGAAAAGCCUCUUUAGCUUAUUUUUGUCAAGCUGAUUCCCCAAGAACAUCUGUGUUUCUUGAAGAACUGAAUGAGGCUGUUAGACCUUUGCAGGACUAUGGAAUUUCAGUUGCCAAGGUUAAUUGUGUCAAAGAAGAAAUAUCAAGAUACUGUGGAAAAGAAAAGGAUUUGAUGAAAGCAUAUUUAUUCAAGGGCAACGUACUGCUUAGAGAAUUCCCUACUGACACCUUGUUUGAUGUGAAUGCUAUUGUCGCCCAUGUUCUCUUUGCUCUUCUUUUUAAUGAAGUGAAAUAUAUUACCAACCUGGAAGACCUUCAGAACAUAGAAAAUGCUCUGAAAGGAAAAGCAAAUAUUAUAUUCUCAUAUGUAAGAGCCAUUGGAAUACCAGAGCACAGAGCAGUCAUGGAAGCUGCUUUUGUGUAUGGGACUGCAUACCAAUUUGUCUUAACCACGGAAAUUGCCCUUUUGGAAAGUAUUGGCUCUGAGGAUGUGGAAUAUGCACAUCUCUACUUUUUUCAUUGUAAACUAGUCUUGGACUUGACGCAGCAAUGUAGAAGAACACUAAUGGAACAGCCAUUGACUACACUGAACAUUCACCUGUUUAUUAAGACAAUGAAAGCACCUCUGCUGACUGAAGUUGCUGAAGAUCCUCAACAAGUUUCAACUGUUCAUCUCCAGCUAGGCUUACCACUGGUUUUUAUUGUUAGCCAACAGGCUACUUAUGAAGCUGAUAGAAGAACUGCAGAAUGGGUUGCUUGGCGUCUUCUGGGAAAAGCAGGAGUUCUGCUCUUGUUAAGGGACUCUUUGGAAGUGAACAUUCCUCAGCAUGCUAAUGUGGUCUUCAAAAGAGCAGAAAAGGGAGUUCCACUGGAAUUUUUGGUAUUACAUGAUGUUGAUUUAAUAAUAUCUCAUGUGGAACAUAAUAUGCACAUCGAGGAAAUACAAAAAGAUGAAGACGAUGACAUGGAAGGUCCAGAUAUAGAUGUUCAGGAUGAUGAAGUGGCAGAAACUGUUUUCAGAGAUAGGAAGAGAAAAUUACCUUUGGAACUCACAGUGGAACUAACAGAAGAAACAUUUAAUGCAACAGUGAUGGCUUCUGACAGCAUAGUACUCUUCUAUGCUGGUUGGCAAGCGGUAUCCAUGGCAUUUUUGCAAUCCUAUAUUGAUGUGGCAGUUAAACUGAAAGGCACAUCUACUAUGCUUCUUACUAGAAUAAACUGUGCAGAUUGGUCUGAUAUAUGUACUAAGCAAAAUGUUACUGAAUUUCCUAUUGUAAAGAUGUACAAGAAAGGGGAGAACCCAGUAUCUUACGCUGGAAUGUUAGGUACCAAAGAUCUCCUAAAAUUUAUCCAGCUCAAUAGGAUUUCGUAUCCAGUGAAUAUAACAUCGAUUCAAGCAGCAGAAGAAUAUUUAAGUGGGGAAUUAUAUAAAGACCUGAUCUCCUAUUCUAGUGUGUCAGUACUGGGACUAUUUAGUCCAACCAUGACAACAGCAAAAGAAGAUUUUAGUGAAGCAGGAAACUACCUAAAAGGAUAUGUUAUCACUGGAAUUUAUUCUGAAGAAGAUGUUUUGCUACUGUCAAACAAAUAUGCUGCAAGUCUUCCAGCCCUUCUGCUUGCCAGACACACAGAAGGCAAAAUAGAGAGCAUCCCACUAGCUAACACCCAUGCAGAAGACAUAGUUCAAAUAGUAACAGAUGCACUACUGGAAAUGUUUCCAGAAAUCACUGUGGAAAAUCUUCCCAGUUAUUUCAGACUUCAGAAACCAUUAUUGAUUUUGUUCAGUGAUGGCAGCAUAAAUCCUCAAUAUAAAAAAGCAAUAUUGACACUGGUAAAGCAGAAAUACUUGGAUUCACUUACCCCUUGCUGGUUAAAUCUAAAGAAUACUCCAGUGGGGAAAGGAAUCUUGCAGGCAUAUUUUGAUCCUCUGCCUCCCCUUCCUCUUCUUGUUUUGGUGAAUCUGCAUUCAGGUGGCCAAGUAUUUGCAUUUCCUUCAGACCAGGCUAUAAUUGAAGAAAACCUUGUAUUGUGGCUGAAGAAAUUAGAAGCAGGACUAGAAAAUCAUAUCACAAUUUUACCUGCUCAGGAAUGGAAACCUCCUCUUCCAGCUUACGAUUUUCUAAGUAUGAUGGAUGCCGCAACAUCUCAACAUAGCACUAGGAAAAUUCCCCAAUGUAUGAAAGAAACAGAUGUGCAGGAGAAUGAUAAGGAACAACAUGAAGAUAAAUCAGCAGUCAGAAAAGAACCGAUUGAAACUCUGAGAAUAAAGCAUUGGAAUAGAAGUAAUUGGUUUAAAGAAGCAGAAAAAUCAUUUAGGCAUGAUAAAGAGUUAUGAUGCUCAAAGGUGAACUAAUUUUAUAGGGCUGUGGUUUCCAAAAUUUUUUUGGCAUGCUACACUUACUUUAUUUCCUUAAAUAAUAAUACUAAAUCAUUUCAAGUUUGUAGACUAGUGCCGUCCAAUAGAAUUAUAAUACAAGUCUCAUGUUUUAUUUAAAAUUUUCUAGUAACUACAUUAAACAAAGUAAAAGUGAGCAGGGCAAAAUAAUUUUGGUAUUAUUUUUCAUCCAGUAGUAUGCCCAAAAUAGCUAAAUUAAUAUAAAAAUUAUUAAUGAGAUAUUUUACAUCCUUAUUUAUGCCAAGUCUUCAAAAUGCAGUACAUAUUUUAUACUUACUGCAUUUCUUACUUCUGAGUAGCCAUAUUUCAGGUGUUCAUUAGCCAUAUGUGGCCUGUUAGACAAAAACUAGCAUCAUUAACUUAGUUCUAGCCAUGAUUUAUACUUGGAUUAAAAUUAAAAUAUAACUCUGAUCACAGUUAACUCUGCAGUGCAUUCAUGCAACUGGCAGUUAUAUUUGUUUUGUUGUAGUCAUGAUAUUAAAAUCAGUGUUUGUCAACCCGGGGGCAGUUUGGCUCCUCAGGGGAUAUUUAGCAAUGUUGGGAGAUAUUUGUGAUGUCAUGACUAGGGCAGUUAUUGGCAUUUUGUUUUUAGCGAGAGAGGCCAGGGAUGCUGCUAAAUAACCUACAUUGGACAGCCCCCGCCACCCCCAACAAAGAAUUACCCUUCCCAAAAUAUUAGUAGUGCCAAGGCUGAGUAACCUUGGGUUAAAGGUAACCUGUGGCAGAUUAGGUUUCCAGAAUUUCCUGGUUCUGCUGAAGUAUCAUAUUUGAAAAAAUUUUGGCUAUUAAAGAUAUGUAUUAGAUGGUCUUAUCCUGAUUAUUACCUGGAUACAACUUGAUCUUUUCUAAUAUUUUCAUAAAGUGAUGGGAUAACCCUAGAAGAGGACUCAGAAUGAUAUUUGUAUUUUAAGGGAGGCUUAAAAGCUGCUCUUAUUUCUACAACUUAUAUGACUAAAUUUCAGAUUGAACAGGAAUUCAGCAUUCUGCCAUCUCCUCAUGGAAAGAGAGGCUCGCUCAUCUGACGCGUCUCUGCAAUCUACCCUUGCAAGCUUCAGACAAAUCAUUUUGUCUGGGAAAAAAAGUGAGGGAGGGAAAGAUUAGCCAAAGAGUACAUUUUCAUUCCAAAUCACUUAGCUGUGAGACUGAUCUGUUUGUAGCAGUUGUUUGUCUCAUUUUUGCUCUGUGCAUUUUUUGAGACAUUUGUUGAGAGUAUUCUAUUUGGUGCUCUACUGUAUUUUUCAUUUUAGUAUCUACUUGGUAUCUUGUUCUUUAAAUUAUCUUCACGUAUGGUUUGCCUGAUACAACUGAGUUUUAUAACUGAAAUUUAAGGAAUCAAACAGCUAAAAUUCAGUAAGUGCAUGUAUUUCCUUAUAACAUAGACCCUUUGCUACUAUCAGCACCCUCUCCUCAAUUUUUUUCCUGUAGCAUGUGAUGCCUUAUUAAUUCAAUUCAUUUUCAUUUGCUUUUAUUUCUAAUAUGGGAUCUAUGAGAGUGAACUCUAAAUAUGGUUUGUAGUAAUAAAACAUCAUUAGCCUAAUUAUUAGAAAAUGCUAAUUAAGUACCAGCACAUAGAAACAUGAAAUUGCUUAGUCAUUGUACCUUUGUCAGCAAUUUUGACAGUCAUUAAUGUUUGUAAUGAUUUUAAAUAAAGUAUCUGGCUUUCAGACUACCUUCA
Messenger RNA from Piliocolobus tephrosceles (Ugandan red Colobus), 4719 nucleotides. It is a transcript of the gene TXNDC16, whose product is annotated as thioredoxin domain containing 16. Lineage: Eukaryota; Metazoa; Chordata; Mammalia; Primates; Cercopithecidae. The transcript has 21 exons. Bases 507 to 2984 code for a protein of 825 amino acids. The record is from RefSeq and is a predicted model, not a curated record.